UUUCCUUCUCUAGGAUCAGACUACUACUAUACAGCCAACCCACCAGCGAGUAGGCAGUUUUUUGGAUCACUCUUUCUUUUUUUACCUCUAGUUCCCUCUGCUAAAAAAGUUUAGUAAAUUCAGAUUACCCCCUAGAGAGCACCUGGCAAACACUGACUUGCCCUCAGGUAGAAUAGCUUUGUUUCCUUGGUGCAGAUUACUGGUUGCUCCCUGAUCUCUGGGAAAAGGACACACAGCAUAGCAUGCCAAUCCUAAUCACCCAAGCUGCCAGCUUCUCUCUCUUCUUCUUCUGGAUCAUAUCUCUGCUUUGCCCUGCUUUCUUUAGCCCUUGUUGGGCUGUGUCUUUCCUAGUUACCCCCACACACACUUCGCUCCCUCUCUGCCCCCACCAUUCUUUCCCAGUUCCUCUCCUGCCCCGCCUCUCUGCUCUGGACGCAUCUCUGAGCCCCAUCAUCACCAAGCGCCAGGCACUCCCUCUCUCCCUCCCUCUUCUUUUCUCCUCCCUCCUUUCCUCCCUCCCACCUCCUGCACCAGGAAACUGCCUAGAGCCUGGGGAGCGGCCUGACCCGGCUCCAUAGCUGGGAGGAUGAAAGGCCUCAGCUGGGGGCUCCCUGCCACCAGCGCUGUGUCUUAGGAGCUGCUGCCCAGGCUUGCCAGCCAGAUGGCGACUCCAGCCUCAGCCCCAGAUACUCGAGCCCUGGUGGCAGAUUUUGUGGGUUAUAAGCUAAGGCAGAAGGGCUAUGCCUGUGGAACUGGCCCAGGAGAGGGCCCUACAAAUGAGCCUCUGCACCGGGCCAUGCGAGCCGCUGGAGAUGAGUUUGAGUCCCGUUUCCGACGCACAUUUUCUGAUCUGGCUGCUCAGUUGCAUGUGACUCCUGGCUCAGCCCAGCAGCGCUUUACCCAGGUCUCAGAUGAGCUCUUCCAGGGGGGGGCCAACUGGGGCCGUCUUGUGGCAUUCUUCGUCUUUGGGGCAGCGCUCUGUGCAGAGAGCGUCAACAAAGAGAUGGAGCCACUGGUGGGACAGGUUCAGGAUUGGAUGGUGACCUACCUAGAGACACAGCUGGCAGACUGGAUCCACAGCAGCGGGGGCUGGGCGGAAUUCACGGCUCUGUACGGGGAUGGGGCCCUGGAGGAGGCAAGGCGUCUGCGGGAGGGGAACUGGGCCUCAGUGCGUACAGUGCUAACAGGGGCUGUGGCACUGGGGGCUCUGGUGACUGUGGGGGCCUUCUUUGCCAGCAAGUGAGAACUCAACCCAGUGUUGGGUCUAGAGUGGCUGUGGGAAGGAGAGAGUAGGGUAGAAUGGAGAGAACCCCUUGGGAGAGGUGGGAUGGAUGAAUGGGGAAGGGAUAGGGAUAAAAGGGGAUGCACUGGGGGAGGUGGGGAGGGAUUGGGGGGGAAUAAGUGAACUCUGUAUGUCAGGCAGGAGUUUGGAAGGUUGAGCUAAAGAAAUGUGGAAGACACAUCUGGAAAGUCAAUGUGUGCAAGACAGGGAGAGUCACAGCAGGAUUGGGGCCAGGAUUGGGUGGGUUUUAGAAAGCAAUACCCAUAAAUUGAGCAGUGUGGAGAGGAGAGGUCAUCCUCUAGGGAAUUUGGGAUUUGCAACCCUAGGGGGUGGUGGACUUUUUGAGGGAGUACAGUAAAAAUAUACGAGAGAUGAAGUCUUCAUUGGAUAAGUAAGAUUAGGGGAGAAAGUUUUAGGAUCUUUGGAAUGACUGUGGGUACCCUGGGGUUCUCAGUUUGCAGUGAGAAGUGGGUGUUUUAAGUGGGGUGCUUGGAUGUGUGUGUAUGUGUGCACUUGUGAGCUUUGUGUACCUGGUGUGGUGAUAGAAUUCUUCCUCAAGGAAAAAUAACUUUCCCUAGCAAUGAACAAGAGGAGUUAGAUCUCCCCUUGGUUGCCCCAGUGCUGGGGAUAGGGGGUAAGAGGUAGGGGACUAUAGACUGAGAAUUUUGAGGCUUUUCUGCAGAAAGUAGUAAGCAGAAUUUGAAGAGGGCAGAGUAUGCUAGUUGAAAUGGCUCAGUUUUGUAGUUGUCUUCACUUCCCUCAUUAGUCCCCUCUCCAUGCCUUUAGCACUUGCUGCUGCCCCUUCUAGGGCUCUGGACAAAGCAGAACUAAGGAGCUUUCGGAGGGAAGGACAUUUUAUCAUCUGUCCCCCUUUUUCCAGUGGGGUGCAGUGGUGCCUGGAAAGGUUCCCUAUCUCUGGGACCUCUCUACCCAAAUUUAAACACUAAAUUGGGGUUGAAAUUUCCCUUUUUGAAAGUAUGAAUACAAAUAUUGAUCCAGAACCUAGCUCUGUGUACUAAACACUAAGCCUCAGUGAAACUGAGUCUAUAUGCCUUGAGAGGGACAUUCCCAGCUCUGAACUCAGGGGUGGGAGUAGGGUAUACUCUAGAAGCCAACCCAUUCCACGUGGUGGGCAUUGCUGCUGCUAGAUCAAAGGCCAGGUAUAUGGGUUCUAGAGUGCAUACCAUGAUCUAGAAACAUUUAUGUAUGCUUUGAAGCUAGGCUGGUUGCAUGGGUGUUAACUGUCUGCAUCUCUUAGUGUGAGAAUGCUGGAUUUCUGUAACCCACAAAAGGAUCCAGAAAUAACUCUUUCUUUGAAGGAAGGAACUCUUCCUUCCUCUGGAUGCAUGGCCCUGAGCCAGACCUUGCUGCUGCACUUUCCAAGGUGCUAAAAUUGCUGCUCUUAAAUGCUGACUCCAGAUAUGCUGUGCUCUAGAACCCUGCCUGUGAUCCAGAGCACUGACUUGCUCAUCUAGAACACAGUUGGCUCUUCUGGGUAGAGACUUUUACUUGGUCCCAGAAUGUGGCAACUUAGUUGCGCUGCUCUAGAAUGUGGGACCAAUCUUGGCCUCAGGUGUUUAAUCCAAACUUUUGCUUUUGAAAGCUGUGUUCCUUAAGAGGAAUUUGUAGGGGAGGUGACACACAUUCUGCUGAGACUGUACUGGGUGAGAUGGUAUCAUGAGCCAGAAAGCACUGAGUCAGUUACAGGUGAUUAGCAUGGAGAGGAGGACAGUUAACACUGACUUAAUAGUGACAAACCCAGACCAACUAACAGCUCACAAUUGGAGUUUAUGUUCCUCUACCCUUACAACACAGCUCUUUCCCCCACCCUCUAUCACAGACUCCUAACCUGUGGCCCCUGUUAGCUCCCUUAUGGGUCUUUACUAACAGGGGUACCAGGAACCAUGGUCAGAAGGACAAAAAACGCACUGCUAAGAGGCUCCUGCUCCUGGAUGGAGGGCAGGGGUUAUUGAUUUAAAGGGGAGGAUGCUCAGACUUGGUCUCUAGAAGCAUUGGCUGUAUUGGGACCACAAUGGGCAGUUUUGGCCAGACACUCCUUGUGGGAGCAAUGGAAGCCCCUAAGAUCUUUCCUUCAGAAAACCAGGGACUUUUCUAUUUGGGGCUAUUCAGUUCCUGGGGGUUGUCUCUUAGCCAAGCAGGCUGAGUGUGACUCCCUGUUUUUAAGUCCAUUUCAUUAAAAGUAGGGGGAAACACAUUUAAUUGCCAUUUUCAAAAGGGUAAAACUUGGUGGAGAGGCUGGGGAGGAGUGUUUCUUGCUCCCAAGAACCCAUAGGGGCAAGUGGGAGGCUUUGCUUAGGCCAUGGGAGGAGUGGAGAUGGGGCAGCUAGGUCCUGAGAGUGCUUAUCCCACUCCCCACUUCUGCCAGGACAUACAUUAUUUUUCUUUUUCAAGUCAGAAAACAAUGCGAGAACGGAUUUGGUUAGUUUAGAAGAAAAGAAAAAAGCUCUAUAAAUAUAAAUAUAUAUUCAUGUAUUUUUAUUUAAUAAUUUAUAAAUACUGGGUUAAUUUGACUUUUAUUUUUGUGUAAUAUGUAAUGGUCGUAUUAAAAAAUAAAAUCCAGAAGUUUAAUGAGGACUGAACAGGGUUUGUGACUUAUGCAUUUACAACUGGAAGGAUGGGGUGGGUGGAUACUGACCUCACUCCAAUCACCUUUCUGUGUAUUUUUUUAGGAGUAGAAAUUAAGCUAGGAGGGAUGUGGGAACUUGGGGAAUUCCUAAUAAAGAAUUAACAUGAUAAGAGCCUCUGCUUUCAUCCACAUGACCUAAGCCAAUAUUUCUCUGACAAACAAGGACCUAGGCAAGAAUAUAUGUGGCAAUCCUGGCCUUUUCUAUACUUUUCUGUCUCAUCUUCUCCUUCCCUGCCAUCUCCCUCCACAUCCCAGCUAUGGUUCUCAGGCUUUAAACUUCAUUUGGAAGAUUGAUUUUGCUUGAUUAGAAUCAGAGUACUAUAGCAGAUAGAGCUGAGUGAGUGAGAAAGAACUGGGUUCAUAUCUGACUUCUUAUUCAUGCUUUCUUUGUGACUUUGGGCAAAUUAGCUAACCCUCUCAAUGGUCCAGGGAACUCUCUUGAGACUAGAUUUCAGAACAGUUGCUUAUAUCUGCAUUGGUUGAAGUUUUCUCACUGGGAGUUAUCCUAUCAAUGAAAUUCUUUAUGAAUUCACAAGUUUGAAAAAAAGCCUGCCGUGUGUUUUAGAUUUAAUAGUUAUGAAAAAAAAAAUACAGCUUUUGUACCUUCUCUAAUUGCCUUAAUCAGUGGAUCCUAAUCAUUUAAUAUAUGAGCUGUAGACUCUAGUCUAUUCCUCUGCUUCUAAGCAGGGCUUUUUUCAAAACCCAUUUCUGACAAAAAUCGUUAUUUACAAAAACUCUUCAGGCAACAAGAUUCCAGGCUUUAUGUAAUAUACUAUAUUAUCCUCCCAGCUCCAAACAGUCCUUACCAUAGUUUGGAAAUCCUUUUAUUUAUCUUGACUGCCUUUUGUUGCAGUUUCAGAAAAUUUACUUGUGUUCUAUUCUCCAAAGAACAGGAGAACAGCUAGUACCCAUCUGGAGUUCUUUUGCCUCCUCUCAUCCACUCCCCCAAACUUCAGAUUCCAGCCAAGUCCUACAUUUUUCCUCUACUCCAUCUUGACCAUCUGCCCUAUCUUGCUCUCUCCCCAGUUUUAAAACUGUUGCUUACAACAACUUCCCACCAUACAUCUGAGCAGCCUUAUUUCCAGUAGUUCAACUCUCACCUUUCUACCAUCUCAGGACCUCUUUACUUGAUCCAGAAAUAGUGUUUAUUUCUCUCCAUUAAAAGUUUAAUUAAUUUGAGUCGCAAAAUGUGCUAGAAGCUGGGAGUACAAGUGUGAAACAAAACAGUCCUUACAGUUAAGGACCUUGUAAUCUAAUAGGCAAGUGAUUGUUAUUUGAAGGUUUUUAUGUGGUGCUGACUACUUCUAAAACAGUCUCUGUUAAGCUUGUAGUACCAUACAUUCGGUGCAUUCAUGUUUCUUUCUGAUAGAAACUCUUUAAUAUGGAGUGAUGAGUAAAAGUAUCUCCAAAUUCAUUAAACUCUUUAGAGUGUAUCAAUUAUACAGUAGCAAUGCAUUUCUGCUUUCAUUGUGUGACUUACAUUGUGAACUCCUUUGUUUAGACUAUUUGGGUCCUAAGCCAAGCCUAUAAACAAAAUCAAUUCGAUUCUUCUUUCAAGGUACAUGAUGAUCAAGCAUUUAUUAGGUGCUAGUCUAUGCUACUUGAUGAACUUUCUUUUUGCAUGAUAUUUAUGAGUUAUUUAAUCUUUUUUCCUUUUCAUCUAUAUCAUCUUAGUAGGACUUUAUAAGAUUAGGUCAGGUCAACUUUCUGGUAACGAGCCUCUUCAAACUUAGCUAGAGGUUUGUCUGUGGCUGACCAUAGCCAGAUGUUUGGCCUCUUCUAAAAAGCCUUAAUACUUUGUUUAGAUCUGCUAGUGCCUGGAUGGACUCUGUUGGUGCAGUAUUUGAGAACCCCUGAUCAGUUCUAUAUUAUCUACUGUCCUGCAGUAAGACUUGAGUAGGACAGACAUAUACUGUGUGAAGGUAAAACACAUUGCAACCCCAAUAAAUAGAUUGAUAAUCUGGUUUCGUCCUGCCAAAGCCACUGCUUUGUCAGCCUCGGUCCCUUUGUUAGGGACCUUGACGGGCAAUGGAGAGCGGAGAAAAGGAGUUGCUAUUUAUGAACUUUUAGAGAGUAAGGUUUCAAAUUAAAUCUUCUAGCGUAGCGCUGUAAAGCCCAUCUGUGUCUAUGGCAAGAUGCUGCAACUUGGCCAUCUCCCCUUUUUUUCAAUGUCAAGAUGAAUCUUGAACCACAGGCAAGUCAAAAAGUGUUUCCCACCAGUCGGGUAGCCUACAGUCCUUCUAAGGGGAAGGUAUUCCUUACUCUCCAAGUGGAAACGGGGCAGGCUUCACGGACGAGGGGCAGGCUGAGUUGGUGUGCUGGUUUCUGCUUCAUGUUUAUGGGAGAGGUUUCUGGAAGUACAGAGGGAGCAGCAGACCUUGGGAAAGGUCAGGAGAGAAGGGGUGAAGCAGUCACUCUUGAAUGCAAGUCGAAUCCUGAAUGGAAUAUUGUGGUUCGUGAAACAUCAUACAAACGCUCCUAGUCUAGCAAUCUACCCUCGGGAAGAUACGUCUUUCCCUUCUCAGGGUUCACUUGCUUUCCGAGUGACUGAAGAAAGCAAGAUGGCGGCACCCUCAGAACUCGAUCAUAUGACCUAAGGUCCCGUGCUCUGACAUUGGCAGUCCGUUUGGCUGAAGCGGUCACGUGUUGUAACCUAGGUUGGGGGGCCCUUCGAACCUCUGGGACCAAUCGGCAACCGAGCUUCGGAUAAGGUUGUGGGGCGGUGUGCGUGAGGUUCCGUUCCGCCUUUCGUAGUUAGUGGCCAAUCGCAUCGCACGACAGCAUGAGUGCCGAGAGGGGGCGCGGCCCAUAGGGAGAGAGAGGCGGGGAUGGCGUCACAGCGUGGCAGGAUUGUUACCUAAUGACGGGAGAAGGCGGGACCGACGUUGACUGACAGGCAAGUUUCCCUUACCGAGAUUCGAGGAUUUGGCUAGCUACCCCGCCUUAGAGGCGUGAUCUUAUUUGAUUGCCAAGUAAUUCUACCCAAUGGACUCCGAGCGACUGGUGACGGGCAGGCUCCUUGGCUAAUGAGCCCCCAGCGUGGCCGGCGCGGCUCUCCAAUCGCCGGGCGGCGGGCCCCAGUCUGA
This is a messenger RNA of Sarcophilus harrisii (Tasmanian devil), 7015 nucleotides long. Its product is annotated as polyadenylate-binding protein 2. The coding region runs from base 662 to 1243 and encodes 193 amino acids. Lineage: Eukaryota; Metazoa; Chordata; Mammalia; Dasyuromorphia; Dasyuridae. The transcript is spliced from 4 exons. The record is from RefSeq and is a predicted model, not a curated record. Gene Ontology annotation, biological process: extrinsic apoptotic signaling pathway in absence of ligand; negative regulation of intrinsic apoptotic signaling pathway; intrinsic apoptotic signaling pathway in response to DNA damage. Gene Ontology annotation, molecular function: protein homodimerization activity; protein heterodimerization activity; RNA binding. Gene Ontology annotation, cellular component: mitochondrial outer membrane.